This is a messenger RNA of Gastrolobium bilobum, 919 nucleotides long. Its product is annotated as SAGA-associated factor 11. The record is from RefSeq and is a predicted model, not a curated record. Bases 166 to 696 code for a protein of 176 amino acids. Lineage: Eukaryota; Viridiplantae; Streptophyta; Magnoliopsida; Fabales; Fabaceae. Gene Ontology annotation, cellular component: DUBm complex; SAGA-type complex. The transcript is spliced from 4 exons.
AAAGAUUUUGGCUAUUUAGAAAUUGCCCCCACUUGAGGGGUUCGCACUUCUCACCUGUGAAUCACACACAAUCAUAGUUAGCUGCUUCCUCCUUUCAACGAUUCCUUGUGAUUUCUCUCUCCGACUUUCAUUAAAGUUAGGAUCCAAAAGCCUUGGUCAAGACUCAUGUCGGUUCCUAAUGAGGAAGACUUGUCAACACAUUCUCAGCUUGCAUCUAAUUUUUUCCGGGAUCUCCUUGAUUCCAUUAUAGUUGAUGUGGCAUCAGAGUGUCACAGAGUAGCAAAGCUUGGGCUUGAUUCUAAUUUGGAAGAAGAUGAAGAAUUGAAGUUGUCAGCACAAGCCAGGGUUAGGGUGGCUGAUCCUAGUAAUAGUAAUGAAGCAAAUGCCAAGUACGUGGUUGAUAUAUUCGGACAAACACAUCCUCCUGUAGCAAAUGAAUUUUUUGAUUGCAUGAAUUGCGGUCGAUCUAUCAUGGCUGGGAGGUUUGCUCCUCAUUUGGAGAAGUGCAUGGGCAAGGGUAGGAAGGCUCGUUCUACAAGAAGCAGCACAGCAGCACAGAGCCGGCAUUCGAGAGGCAGUUCUGUUUCUACAUAUUCCCCAUAUUCAAGUUACUCUAGCAAUAGCAUGAACCGGUUGUCAAAUGGAAACUCCACUUUUGCAGGUGAGGAGCACUCAAACGGGACAUUCGAGCCAUGAACUAGUGAUGUGCAAUGGCUACUAUGGAAGAUUUAUAUCAGGAUGAACUUGGUUUUGCUGAGAGAUAGUGUCAUCGUGUGGUUGAAAAUAAUAUUUCUAGCAUUUUUUGGACCUAACAAUUACCAUUGCCUUGUACACAUGCCAUGAUGUUUGUCUACCUAUAUAAAAUAAUAUUGCCUUGUAUACAGUUUCUUUGUAAAAAAAAUUCUUUUAAUACAUUACU